Messenger RNA from Wickerhamiella sorbophila, 1314 nucleotides. Its product is annotated as Oxysterol-binding protein-like protein OBPa. The record is from RefSeq and is a predicted model, not a curated record. The transcript has a single exon. Lineage: Eukaryota; Fungi; Ascomycota; Dipodascomycetes; Dipodascales; Trichomonascaceae. Gene Ontology annotation, molecular function: sterol binding. Bases 1 to 1314 code for a protein of 437 amino acids. Gene Ontology annotation, cellular component: intracellular membrane-bounded organelle; membrane; cortical endoplasmic reticulum.
AUGCGGUCAUUUUUGAAAGGACACGACAAAAAGUCACACUCUCAUCACAAUGAGCAGGAGAACUACGACAAUAUUGACGAUGUCGACGAGGUUGACGACGGCAACCGCAACAUCAUUCUUGCUAUCAUCACCCAGCUGCGGCCGGGUGCAGAUUUGUCGCGUAUCACCCUGCCUACGUUCAUUCUGGAGCGCAAGUCCAUGCUAGAGCGCAUCACAAACCUUAUGCAGCAUCCCCAGGAGCUUAUCCGGGCCGCAGAGGCCUCAACUCCAGAGGCCCGCUUCGUGGAGGUGGUGCGCUGGUACAUGGCUGGCUGGCACAUCGCCCCCAAGGCAGUGAAGAAACCUCUUAAUCCCAUUCUUGGUGAGUACUUCAGCUGCUGGUGGGAUUUGGAGGACGGAACUCAGGCCUACUACGUUGCCGAACAGACAAGCCACCACCCCCCUAAGAGUUCUUACUUUUACAUUAUCCCCGAGCAUGGCAUUCGCGCGGAUGGUUUGUUACUACCUUACAGCCGCUUCUUGGGUAACUCUGCCGCCUCAAUUAUGGAGGGUAUCGGCUAUCUGAUGUUUGAGAACCACGAUGAGGCUUACUCGAUCACACAGCCCAACAUUUACGCUCGGAACAUCCUGCUGGGCUCGCUCAAGUUGGAAAUGGGUGACCACGCUAUCGUUGAGUGCAAAAAAACCGGCAUGAAGCUUGAUAUCGAGUUUAAGGUCAAGGGGUUCAUUUCGGGAACUUGGCAUGCCGUCGAGGGCACUAUUACGAAAAACGGUCAGACGCUUUAUGAGAUUACGGGUAAAUGGAACGAAGUUUUGAACAUUAAGGACCUCCGUACAGGCAAAUCAGAAGUCUUUUUCGACGCAACAAAGGACCGAGGUGUCCCGCCCAAGGUCCGACCCAUCUCAGAACAGGGUGAACAUGAGAGUCGCAGACUAUGGCGCCAUGUCACUGAUGCUUUGGGAAAUCGCGACCAUAAUACUGCUACUACUGAAAAGGCCAAGAUUGAAGACGAGCAGCGUGCAUUACGGUCUGAGCGGUCCCACGGCAUCAUUCCCGAGCACCACGAUCGUCUUUUCAAACCUAUAGACGGCAACCUACAAUACAUCAUUGGCAUAGACGAGCUUCUCAAAAAGACCCCUCCAGAGAAACGUGGUGAGCUGCUCAGAAAAUAUGUCCCCAUUCUUCCCGGCGACAAAUUCCCCGAAGACUUUUCAAAACCUGUUUCUGAGAAGGUGGCUAAUCUGGCGAGCGGUUCGACCUCAAGUGAGCCGGCUGAGGAUGAUGAGUUUGUCGAUGCUGAGGAAACAAUUUAA